AGAGAACAGGAUUAUUGGUGAAUGGGAUGUUGUUGAAUGUUUUCUUGGCUUUUAUAGCUCAGGUAAAAUCUUAUCCAGGAUCUUACUGAAGUAAGAUUAGCCUACAUACAUUUGAAUCCAGUUUUGAUAUUUAUAUAGACGUUUGAUUGCUCUGAUCUAGCUGUUUCAGUUGUAGACUUGAGACUGGAAUUGCCUGCGACAAUGCCAUAAUAGUUAUCUGAACGCUGUGACAAACAACGUAACUAUAGCGUACACAUUGGUUGAAGAAACGUUGAAGAAAGAAUAGCGUCAACAAUGUAUCGGAGUCGUGGCUGAAUGACGACAUUAUCAACAUACAGCUGGCUGGUUAUAUGCUGUAUCAGCAGGAUAGGACAGCGGUGUCUGGACAGAGCUAGUCCGUCCCCCACCACCCUGCCGGAGUCCCCUGGUCACAACUCUCCUGGUAGCUCCUUACUGCUGGGUCUGAAGAGGGUUUCUGUGCUGCUGGUCGACUGCAGGAAAACACCAGGGCAGAGUGGAACUGUGAGAGAAGGACACGAGGAGGAUGAGAAGGAAGAAGAAGGAGAUUUGAUUUCAUCAAGUAAGAACAAUGACAGAGCUAGCCCAUCCCCCUCCACCCUGCCAGAGUCCCCGGGUUGCAACUCUUCCGGUAGCACUUUACUGUUGGGUCUGAAGAGGGUGUCGGUGCGGCUGGUCGACUGCAGGAAAACAGCAGGGCAGAGUGGAACUGUGAUAAAAGGACACGAGGAGGGAGAUUUGAUUUCAUCAAGGGACUCCCAUAACCAUCGCUCUUUCAGUGGAAGGUACCUAUCAUCUUGGGAGCCUCAACAACAUCAUGUUGCUGAGGAGGCAGAGAAGAGUCUUUCCAGAUCAGAUCACCUCAAGAAACACCAGCAGAGAAAUACAGUGAAGAAACCUCACCACUGUUACUCUGACUUUGGGAAGAAUUUGACUAGACUGAGGUCCUUAAUUCACCAGCAGAUUCACACUGGAGAGAAACUGUACUGCUGCUCUCAGUGUGGGAGGGGUUUUACUGCAUCUAAUGCCUUAAAAUAUCAUCUGAAAAUUCAUACAGGGGAGAGGCCUUACCCCUGCCUUGAUUGUGGGAAAAGCUUUGCUAAUUCAGGAGGCCUGACCAUACACAAGCGUUUACACACUGGAGAGAAACCUUAUAGCUGUGAACAGUGUAGGAAGAGCUUCAAUCAGUCAGGCCACCUGACUACACACCAGCGAACACACACUGGAGAGAGGCCUUAUAGCUGUGAUCAAUGUGGGAAGAGAUUCAAUCAGUCAGGAGAGCUGACUACACACCAGCGAACACACACUGGACAGAGGCCUUAUAGCUGUGAUCAAUGUGGGAAGAGAUUCAAUCAGUCAGGAGAGCUGACUACACACAAACUAACACACACUGGAGAGAGACCUUACGUCUGUCUAUGUGGAAAAGGCUUUGCUCGAGCUUCCACCCUGACUAGACACCAGCGAACACACACUGGAGAGAAACCUUAUAGCUGUGAUCAGUGUGGAAAGAGCUUUUCUCAAACUUUCUCCCUGACUAAACACAAGCUAACACACACUGGAGAGAAAGAAGCCUUAUAUCUGUGAUCAGUGUGGGAAUUGUUUCGUCAGUUAUGGACCCUUUAUUCACACCAGUGAAGACACACUGGAGAAGGAACCUUAUGUCUGUCUAGGUUGGAAGAGCUUUGUUUAUUUAGGGCCAAUGAGAGAGAAAAACCACCAGAAAACAAAAACAUGCCGUAUUUCAUCUCCCUCCCUUCCAGCACCGGUUUCAGACCCAUAAAUAAAGGACCAAUAGAAAAUAUCUAGUGAACAGUCAUAUCCAUCUCCCAUUCUUAAACAGUUGCCUCAGUCUGAUCACCAUGGUAACCUCCAUGGAGCAUAAUAUGCAGCUCUGAUCUAGGAUCAGGUCUCCCUGUGUCUAUGUAAUAUCACACAUUGAUCUAAAUGGAUAAAUGUUAUCAUAGGAAAUGUCAUAGUGAACCUGUGAGGGGGGGGAUGUUGAUAAUUGUAUCUUUCAUACACAUGACACUAUUAUAAUGUCUUCAUGUAGAAUAAUGUUUCAACAAUAGGUGUAUAUUCAUUUUAAAUGAAUUCUUCUAAACAAGAACUUAUCACUUUCAUUUUUUAAAUGUAUAUCUACAUUCAUUAAAAGGAUCCUAAAACUAAUCAAUGAGGCAUUGAAUAAUAAUAUUCAUGAGGUCAAGGAAAGAACUAUGUAUGCUGUCUUGUAACAACGGUUAAUGUAAUAACUUUUAGAUUUAUAAUGUAAUAAAACCAGUAAAUGUAA
Messenger RNA from Oncorhynchus tshawytscha (Chinook salmon), 2305 nucleotides. Its product is annotated as zinc finger protein 239. Gene Ontology annotation, biological process: regulation of transcription by RNA polymerase II. Bases 316 to 1602 code for a protein of 428 amino acids. NCBI's taxonomy places the organism in Eukaryota, Metazoa, Chordata, Actinopteri, Salmoniformes, Salmonidae. Gene Ontology annotation, molecular function: DNA-binding transcription factor activity; RNA polymerase II cis-regulatory region sequence-specific DNA binding. The transcript is spliced from 5 exons. The record is from RefSeq and is a predicted model, not a curated record.